AUGGCUGACUCUCGAACGCUACGCAUCGUUACUGCCGCGACUUUCUUGCCCGCAUUUCCCCUCUGUGUCGCGCACGGCGUCGUCUCAAGCAGCCCCGCCCCCGCGGUCGGCCUGGUGCCGCUCGCCUUCUCGGCCGGCGCAGGUAUUUUUAUAAAUUCGCGGCAGUCUAGGAGUAAGCAGACACUGUCAGAACCGGAGCCGGAGUUGGAGCAAGGGGUUACCGAGGAGAGUGCUCUGGAACAGGAAUAUGAGCGAGGACCAGAGACGGACACGCAACAGAGCCGAGAGGCAUCUGAUGCACCCAGUCCAGUCCCAGUGCCGAAAUCUACUCCGAUCCACCCAAUCCUCGUUUUCGCCGUCGAUACGAUCCUUGCUGCAGCACUCAUGGUAGUUCUGGUCUUCACAUGGAUUGAUUCUAGCGGCGGCAGCACUAACAGUGCCGAAUCGGCCAUGUUGGCCGCAUACGCGACCAUCCCACUACUAGUUAAUUUUUUGAUCCAUCUUUUCCUAGCGGUACGCGAAUUCUCUCGCGGCCUCGCACUCCCGGGGCUGACGCAAUACCUCGCGUGGCAGGCUGUUCCGCCCGAUUGUCCUAACUGUGGACACCAGCUGCGACCAGAUGCUCCUCCUAGCAUGCCGUGGCUUAACGAGGCGUCGCUACCGAGACCGAACCUCAAGAUCAAGAGCGUAAAGUGGAAGUUACCAGCAAUGCCCAAGGUGAAGGCGCCAGAAUGGAAGACACCGGCUUGGUUCAGGAAUCGUAGCGCACGCGGGUACGCGCCCUUGUUUGUUUCUACCGAUCGCGAUGAUGAGGAAGAGACUACUGCACCGAUUGCCCCGUACAGAGACGACCCCGAAGUGGGCGAGCCGUCUACUCGGCUUGAGGACCCCGAGACGCCGGAGCCGGAAGUGAUUGAUAUCGUGGGUAAGAAGAGCAAGAGGCUGGGGAGAAAUUCGUCGUCGUCACCCUCGGCUUAA
Daldinia childiae is the source of this 978-nucleotide messenger RNA. RefSeq lists its product as uncharacterized. The record is from RefSeq and is a predicted model, not a curated record. The transcript is spliced from 2 exons. Lineage: Eukaryota; Fungi; Ascomycota; Sordariomycetes; Xylariales; Hypoxylaceae. Bases 1 to 978 code for a protein of 325 amino acids.